Pteronotus mesoamericanus is the source of this 1839-nucleotide messenger RNA. It is a transcript of the gene NXF3, whose product is annotated as nuclear RNA export factor 3. The record is from RefSeq and is a predicted model, not a curated record. Gene Ontology annotation, biological process: poly(A)+ mRNA export from nucleus. Lineage: Eukaryota; Metazoa; Chordata; Mammalia; Chiroptera; Mormoopidae. Gene Ontology annotation, molecular function: RNA binding; protein binding. Gene Ontology annotation, cellular component: cytoplasm; nucleus. The transcript has 18 exons.
AUGAAGCCUUUGCCUCAGAUCCUCACUGGGCUGGAGUGGUUCUGGGUUCCCUCCCUACCCCAACCCGUGGGAUAUCUAGACUACUUCCAUUUUGGAACACGGGUGGUGGUGGCCCAAGCUAUUUUCCAUGCUCUUGAGGAAAUGGACCAAUAUCUCCCCAGGACUUUUUCUGGUAUUGGGAUCAUUGAUGUGUUGUUCUUAAUUUCAGGGCACAAUACCCAAGGUAACACCAUACGUUGAAGAUCAGGCUGGGGUAUGUAUCGAAGGAGACGUAUCAAUCUGACUGAACAUAUCAGUUAUGACAUUCAUCCUUCAUCCCACCGGCAACAAGAUGGAGAUCCUGCAACAAGUGAUGCUCUCAUGGACACCCGAGUAAGAUACAUGCCCUAUGCUGUUCCACACUAUCAUCGGAGAGCCUAUUUUCAGAAAUGGAACCAAAGCCAUGUUAACACAGAAAGAGAGCAAAAUCCUCCGGAGAAAAAAAUGGAGAAGAGGCAGGAUGAGACCUCAGGAACCUGGUUCAAGAUCAUUAUUCCAUUCGGCAUAAAAUAUGAUGAGAAGUGGCUACUGAAUUUGAUUCAGAAACAAUGCAGCAUCCCCUUCACUCCAACUGAAUUUCACUAUGAGAAAAUGCAGGCCCAGUUCUUUGUUGAGAAUGCAACCAUUGCCUUUGCACUGAAGAAUAUCAACGGCAAGAUUCGGGAUGAGGAUAAUGAGAUGAUAUCUAUCUUUGUCAGCCCCUCUGAUGUGCCUCAGUCUGUGCAGAAGGAGCUGAAGUCAGAAAAGGAGAAGGAGGUAAAGGUAAUGCAAACUCAAGACCAGCUAUCAUCUUGGCUCUCUUUCUCAGGUCCAUAUAUUUCCUCCCCAUAAUCACAGGUGAAGUCAGCAGGGGAAUUGGACCAGGGCAAAGGGCUGGAUCCAGAAGAGAUGAGUGCAAACAGAAACCCACUAUGCACCACCUUCCCAGAUAAUUCAACCAACAUAAGCUCCAUCCUGGAACUCUUCCCCAAGUUAUUAUGCCUGGAUGGCCAGGAGCCACACCCACCAACUAAUCUGGGGAUUGAAGCACACCAGAAGUUACCAACCUACAGGGGAAGCUUCUUUGGAUCUGAUGUAGUGAAGAGUCUAGUGCUGCCAUUUCUGCAGCAGUAUUACAUGAUCUAUGACUCUGGAGACAGACAGAGUCUCCUCGGUGCUUAUCACGAUGAGGCCUGCUUCUCCCUGACCAUUCCUUUCAACCCGAACGAUCCAGACCCAAGCAGCUUGUUCGAGUACUUCAAAUAUAACAGGAAUAUGAAGAACCUCAAGGACCCCAACCUGCGCUUUCAGCUGCUGAAACAUACAAAACGUGACAUUGUGUGCUCCCUCAGUGUGUUGCCCAAAACUCAGCAUGACUUCAGCUCCUUCAUCUUGGACACGUGGUUCCAGUCGGAAAGCAUGAUCUUCGUCUGUGUCAACGGGGUGUUCAAGGAAGUGGAAGGAAGGUCUCAGGGUUCUGUCCGUGCCUUCAGCCGGACCUUCAUCGCUACCCCUGCCAGCAAUUCCAGGCUGUGCAUCAUGAACGAUGAACUGUUUGUGAGGGGUGCAACCCCCAGUGAUGCUAAGAGUGUGUAUUCCAUACAAGUGCCUGCCCCCACCUUCAGCUCCACGCCCACUCUCUCCAAGGAGCCGCAAGAAAUGGUGCAGGUUUUCUCCAUCAAGUCUGGGAUGAGCUUCCAGUGGUAUCAGAAGUGUCUUCAUGACAACCACUGGGACUACACCACAGCUGCACAAGUGCAUGCUCUGCCCAAGGCCAAGUACAAGAUGCCAGAAGAGACCCUCCCACAGGAUGAUCCAUGA